Messenger RNA from Tachyglossus aculeatus (Australian echidna), 2959 nucleotides. RefSeq names its product EMAP like 3 (gene EML3). The record is from RefSeq and is a predicted model, not a curated record. Lineage: Eukaryota; Metazoa; Chordata; Mammalia; Monotremata; Tachyglossidae. The transcript has 22 exons. Gene Ontology annotation, cellular component: mitotic spindle. The coding region runs from base 31 to 2748 and encodes 905 amino acids. Gene Ontology annotation, biological process: microtubule cytoskeleton organization. Gene Ontology annotation, molecular function: microtubule binding.
AGGGGCCCCACCGCCCCUCGGGGGGACCUGAUGGAUGGGGACAAGGGGCCGGGUGCGGGCCGGGCCGGGGGCCGGGAGCCCCCCGAUGAAGAGACCCUCGGGGCCCUGAGCCGGCGCCUGCGGGUGCAGGAGGAGGAGAUGGAGUUGGUGAAGGCGGCCUUGGCGGAGGCCCUGAGGAGGCUCCGGCUCCGGGAGGACGGGGGGCUGCGGGCCCUCCCUCCCUCUGCCCCCCUUCAGGACAUCCCCACUGGAAGGCUACUUUCCUCUCUUAGCCCCGAAGCACCCCCGGGACUGCCCCCCGUCCCCAGCCCCGCUGUGGUGAGCAGAGGGACGCAGACGGAACUGGAGCCGGAAGGCCGGUCAACCCCCCUUCAGGGGCUCAGCAAUGGACCCCCCGGGGGAGGCGAGGAGCAGGGGGGCACGAUGUCCGAAGGAGGAGGAAGCGGCGGCGGCGGCGGCGGCGGCUCCCCGGGCCCUCCUGGGGUCCUGCGCCCUCUCCAACUCCCUCGGUGUGGGGACACGCCACGCCGCAACUCCUCUUCGUCAUCGCCCUCGGAGCGGCCGCGACAGAAACUCGCCCGGAAGGCAGCGUCGUCGGCUAAUCUGCUGCUGCGGACCGGGAGCACGGAGAGCCGAGGUGGGAAGGAUCCCGUGUCUAGUCCUGGGGGCCCCGGUUCUCGCAGGAGCAAUUACAAUCUGGAGGGGAUCUCCGUGAAGAUGUUCCUCCGCGGCCGCCCCAUCACCAUGUACAUCCCUUCCGGCGUCCGCAGCCUGGACGAGCUGCCCAGCGGCCCACCCCCUGAGAGCCUCAGCCUCGACUGGGUUUACGGGUACCGGGGCCGGGACUCCCGCUCCAACCUGUUUGUGCUCCGCUCUGGGGAGGUGGUGUAUUUUAUUGCCUGCGUUGUGGUUCUGUAUCGCCCUGGGGGAGGGCCAGGGGGGCCCGGGGGCGGCGGCCAGAGGCAUUAUCGGGGUCACACGGACUGUGUGCGUUGCCUCGCCGUCCAUCCGGACGGCGUCCGAGUGGCGUCGGGACAGACGGCCGGAGUGGACAAGGACGGGAAGCCUCUCCAGCCCGUGGUUCACGUCUGGGACUCGGAGACGCUGCUGAAGCUGCAGGAGAUUGGACUGGGAGCGUUCGAGCGGGGUGUGGGAGCCUUGGCCUUCUCUCUGGCGGAUCACGGUGCCUUCCUGUGCGUCGUGGACGACUCCAACGAACACAUGCUCUCCGUCUGGGACUGCAGCCGGGGCACCAAGUUGGCCGAGAUCAAGAGCACAAACGAUUCCGUGUUGGCCGUGGGAUUCAGCCCCCGGGACAGCAGCUGCAUCGUCACCAGCGGGAAAUCCCACGUCCACUUCUGGAGCUGGAGCGGCGGCGGCGGGACCACGGGGAACGGGGGCCUCAGCCGGAAACAGGGCGUCUUUGGGAAAUACAAGAAGCCCAAAUUCAUCCCCUGCUUUGUGUUCCUCCCGGAUGGGGAUAUCCUGACGGGGGACUCGGAAGGGAACAUCCUCACCUGGGGAAGGAGCCAGCCUGACCCCAGGACCCCCGGGAGGGGUGGGGCCAAAGAGACGUUCGGGAUCGUGGCUCAGACGCGGGCCCACGAGGGCUCCAUCUUUGCCCUGAGCGUCCUGCGGGACGGCACCGUGCUGAGCGGGGGCGGCCGCGACCGGCGACUCGUGCAGUGGGGUCCGGGGCUCGUCGCCCUCCAGGAGGCCGAGAUCCCGGAGCUGUUCGGGGCCGUGCGGGCCAUCGCCGAGGGAGCGGGCGCGGAGCUCCUGGUGGGGACCACCAAGAACGCCCUGCUGCGGGGCCACCUGGCCCGGGGCUUCUCCCCCGUCAUCCAGGGCCACACGGACGAGCUGUGGGGCCUGUGCACGCACCCCUCCCAGAACCGUUUCCUCACGUGCGGCCAUGACCGGCAGCUGUGUCUGUGGGACGGGGAGCACCACGCGCUCGCCUGGAGCCUCGACCUCAAGGAGACGGGUCUCUGUGCUGAUUUCCACCCCAGUGGGGCAGUUGUAGCUGUGGGUCUGAGCACUGGCAGAUGGCUGGUCCUGGACACGGAAACCCGGGAGGUGGUGUCGGAUUUUACCGACGGCAACGAGCAGCUCUCGGUUGUCAGGUACAGCCCAGAUGGAGCCUAUCUGGCCGUCGGUUCGCAUGACAACACGAUCUACAUCUACAGCGUGUCCAGCGAUGGGGCCAAGUCCAGCCGUUUCGGCCGCUGCGCGGGUCAUUCCAGCUUCAUCACCCACCUGGACUGGUCCAAGGAUGGGAAUUUCAUCAUGUCCAACUCCGGCGACUACGAGAUCCUCUACUGGGACGUGUCCGGGGGCUGCAAGCUACUGCGGAACCGCUACGAGAGCCGGGAUCGGGAAUGGGCCACCUACACCUGCGUCCUGGGUUUCCACGUCUACGGCGUGUGGCCGGAUGGCUCGGACGGGACGGACAUCAACUCUCUGUGCCGCUCCCACAACGAGCGGGUGGUGGCCGUAGCCGACGACUUCUGCAAGGUGCACCUGUUCCUCUACCCCUGUGCCCGGGCCAAGGCCCCGAGCCACGUGUACGGAGGCCACGGCAGCCACGUGACCAGCGUCCGGUUCACUCACGAUGACUCCCACCUGGUCUCGCUGGGAGGAAAGGACGCCAGCAUCUUCCAGUGGCGGAUGCUGGGCGGAGGGGCCCCCCCUCCCACCCCUUCCCGCACCCCAUCCCUGUCUCCCGCUUCCUCGCUGGAUGCCUGAUCCCGCCGCCGCCGCCGCCGCCGCCGGUUCCUCUUCCCGGCCGGACGAGGACCCCCUUUUUUCCCAUUCCCCACUUCGUCACAUUCCGUGCGUCUCCACCUUCGUGGAAGGUGUUCCGUUGUACAGAAACGGGGCCGAGUUGGGGGGCGGCCUUGGCUCUCCCCCCACCGGCCCCCGGUUAUCCCUGCCGAGGGGCAAUAAACCCAGAGCA